CGAAAAUGAACAUGACAUGACGGAAGCACAGAAACAAACAUGAGUCCUUUAUCACCAUAUCCUCUCCACGUGGAUCAAGACGGACCAUAUGUAUACCAAACAGCGUCUGCGUGACCUCGUCGAGUCGGUGGACUCGUAUAUUAACCAUGGCAGCAAGCAGCAGAUCCUACAUCAAAUGCUCAAGGAUGGCCGAGAGAACGGUAUAAAUGCAGAGGACUCGUCUCGGUGUUUCCCCUCACUUGUCUCGACAGAACAUCAACUCAUCGAAAACCGCCAUCAACACAAUCGUCCUGGUGCACCUAUCGUGCACUAUUGGGCGUUUCUUUUCUCAGUCAUCAAGAUGCGUUUCGCCGCACCUCUCGCAGCCGUCGUGUCUAUUCUGGGCUCCACACGAGGUCUCGCCGACUUGCCAGCGCCUCCAGCACCCGAGUCGUUCAGCGUCGUCGAGCUGCCUCUCCCCCCGGUGGCGCCCACCUCCGGAGAAGGCGCUUGUACCCUUGAUAUCAACCCACAUGGCACCGGAUGCAUUCCCAGAGCUCUGGACGCGUUCCAGGCCGGUGGCUUCACCCCGGAUGGCCACCACGUUGUCGUCAACGUCGUCAUGGUCGGCGCCCCAGCUGCCCCUGAUCCGGCGUGCAUCUACACAGGCGAGCAGCUCAUUCUUGUCAAGGCAGACGACACUGUCUUUCCCAACGGAGAUCCAUGGAAGUGCCUGACCUGCGCUGUGCCCCCCGAAAACGCUAUCGCUCUGGACCCCCUGCGUAACUAUCCCCAGGCAUUCCGGAGCGGCGACAAGGUCCUGUGGGGCCGAAACAUUGUUGACUGUGACGUUGAACCUCUGCAUAGCGAGGCCUGCACAGCGGACAAGACGCACAUAUACCCCAUCCACUGGAACAGCAAGUCUGACGGGACAGGGUCGGCGCCUCGGGAGCUCCGCAUUCAUCCCGACAACGAGCACCUCGCGUGGAGCUCUUUCACUGAAAGGGGCGGUCAAUUCUGCUACCUUGGACGGCUGGAACUCAACCCAGAUCCCAAGGAUGGCGUCCCCAGGUAUGACCUAGCCAACGUGCAGGUACUCGUGGACCCGAAUGCACAGCCCCCCAUCGAGGUGGUCGGCUCAGAGCUCCGUCUCCACGAGGAUGCCAUCAUGUUAGGCGAACUUCGUGGGUUCAGCGGCACGGGUGAUGAAAUCACUUACGUUGGGCCCCCGGUCGAGUCCAACAACAUUGACCUGUUUGCAAUCCAUCUCAUCACCGGCAACGUUCGCCGCCUCACGGCCCAUCCAGACUACGCAGAUCCCAUUGCCUUCUCGUGGGAUAAUGAAUGGUUCGUGGCCAUGGACACGAGGGCCUCCGAGCGUCAAAUGUUCAUGUCAGGCAUGCGACACGUGCCGCCCCUGAUCGACCUGGUCGCCGUGACAGUGGCUUCCUCCACCCGCAACAAUGGGCCGCGUCGAUUCUUCCAGCCGAUUCUUGUAGAUCGUCAUGGCGAUCGGGGCGACUACUUUGGUCAGCAGAUCAACGCUGAGGGCGACGGCACGGACGGCGCCGUCAACGACCCCAACUGGAACGGCAGGGCAGACCCAGGCUUCUCCCCUGAUGGCACCAAGAUUGUCUUCUGGCAGGGUCUGGUGGUCUCUCCCUCUUGCGGUGGCCAGAACCCCCUGCCCUGCCCUGAGUCGACUGCCGAUGGUGGCCGCGAGUACCGUCUUAUGCUCGCCACGCGCCUGGAUCAUGAGCCAAAGGCUGUCCCUCCCGUGUUCGAGGUGCCCGAGUCUAUCCCCUGGGCCACCCCUUACCGCCCAGACGACGUCCAGGCGCCACCUCUCUACACGGUGGAGCCGGGGAACUACACUCUCCAAGGUCGGGCGUCGGGCGUGGCCCACGUCUGUAUCAUUGCCGGCGAGCAGAGCGUCAACGGCCUGCAAAGGGUGAUAGUCGACUAGGACGGUUACUCGGACGAUGGCGAGCACUUUCUGGACGGCACGGAGGACGUGACGGUCACUGUCCCGCCGCCCAACUUCUGGAACAACCGGGUCGAGUGGUAUUCUGAUUUGACACAGACAGGCGCUGUCAACGCCACCAAGAAGACGAGUCCAGGCGGGUUCUUUCUGGAGAUCGACGCCAUGCUCAAUAUUUUUAAUGCCACAGGGAACCUCACGACGACGAUCGAUGGCAUUGUGUAUAAGCAGCCUCUGAAUGGUGCCUAGUUUCCAGUCUGUGAGAGGAUGGCAGGCAGUGGUCUGGCGAGGUCGUGCAGAAGGGCUGGGGGUCAGGUAUAUGAACGAUAAUCGGCUCGAGUGAGAUUGCAUGUGCUCUACUUGUGGUCACCUCUCUCGUUGGGGUCCGAUGAUGACAGACGCGAACAUGGAC
Emericellopsis atlantica is the source of this 2372-nucleotide messenger RNA. RefSeq lists its product as uncharacterized. Bases 89 to 1945 code for a protein of 618 amino acids. The record is from RefSeq and is a predicted model, not a curated record. The transcript has a single exon. NCBI's taxonomy places the organism in Eukaryota, Fungi, Ascomycota, Sordariomycetes, Hypocreales, Bionectriaceae.